AUGGAAGUCAGCUAUAAUCCUUUCCUUCCUUCCUUCCUUCCUUCCUUCCUUCCUUCCUUCCUUCCUUCCUUCUGCCCUUCUGCCCUUCCUUCCUUCAUUCAGUCCUUCCAAUGUCCAGAACAGUCUUUUCAUAUCUAUCUAUCUAUCUAUCUAUCUAUCUAUCUAUCUAUCUAUCUAUCUAUCUAUCUAUUUAUCUCAUCGCUUCAUAUCUAUCUAUCUAUCUAUCCAUCUAUCUAUUCAUCAGUCAAUUCAUAUCUAUCUAGUCGCUUCAUAUCUAUCUAUCUAUCUAUCUAUCUAUCUAUCUAUCUAUCUAUCUAUCUAUCUAUCUAUCUAUCAGUCUGUUCAUAUCUAUCUGGUACAUUCGUAUCUAUCUAUCUAUCUAUCUAUCUAGCUCAGUCUGUUCAUAUCUAUCUAGUCGCUUCAUAUCUAUCUAUCUAUCUAUCUAUCUAUCUAUCUAUCUAUCUAUCUAUCUAUCUAGCUCAGUCUGUUCAUAUCUAUCUAGUCGCUUCAUAUCUAUCUAUCUAUCUAUCUAUCUAUCUAUCUAUCUAUCUAUCUAUCUAUCUAUCAGUCUGUUCAUAUCUAUCUGUCUGUUCAUAUCUAUCUAGUCGCUUCAUAUCUAUCUAUCUAUCUAUCUAUCUAUCUAUCUAUCUAUCUAUCUAUUCAUCUAUAUCUAUCUAUUCAUCUAUAUCAGUCUGUUCUUUAACUAUCUGGUAUAUCUAUCAUCUAUCUAUCUAUCUAUCUAUCUAUCUAUCUAUGUGGGCUCUUCAUUAUCUAUCUAUCUAUCUAUCGAUCGAUCGAUCGAUCGAUCGAUCUUAUCUAUCAUUUGGUUCAUAUGUAUAUAAAUCAAUUCAUAUUUAUCAAUUCCAUGCUCUCUUUCUCUCUUACUUCAUGCCUAUCUAUCUAUCUAUCUAUCUAUCUAUCUAUCUAUCUAUCUAUCUAUCUAUCUAUCUAUCUAUCUAUCUUUCGCUCGUUCUUUCUUUCUUUCUGUAUUUUCUUGCUUCCUUUCCAUUUGUCAAUCGCUGUCUUUUCAUAUCUAUCUAUCUAUCUAUCUAUCUAUCUAUCUAUCUAUCUCUUCCUCCCCUUCUUUUCAAUCUCGUCAAUUUCUUCAUAUCUUGUCUAUAUAUCACUCUAAACCAAUUCAUAUCGUACCCUUUCUCUCUGUCUGUUCCCGUCUUCCUUUUUAUCUCUCUGGUGAUCUUUACCUCUUUAAGGAAGAUUCUGUUUCUUGAACAAUCUUUCUCUCUCACCCUGUCUCGGACCAUCUCUCUCCUUUCUCUCUCUCUCUCUCUCUUAGUCUUUCUUUUCUUUCUUUACACACAUAUCUACUUUACACACACAGGUGCGCAAUAUUUUAGAAAAAAAGAGGUAAAAAUGAAAAAAGACUGCUUCAAUUGGUACCUUUUUUUCAGGAAGAUUCACAGACAGAUUAUCACACAUGAACAAUCCCAGUUACAAAUACACACCCUGUCUGAGGACCAUCUUUCUAUCGGGGGACCAACAACAGAUGUGAGUCAAAUUAUCUUUCUUUCUUUCUUUCUUGACUGGGGCUUUCUAGUAGAGGUAGAGGAGGAGCUUUUUUCUUUCUUUCUUUCUUUUUUUUUUCUAUCUAUAUUAUCUUUCUCUCUGGGCUAUCACCUCCUCUAUAUUAUCUUUCUUUCUUUCUUUCUUUCUCUUUCUUUCUUUCUUUUUUCUUUCUUUUCUUUCUUUAAACAUAUAGAGGGCUAUCACCCCCUCUAUAUUAUCUUUUUUUUUCUUUCUUUCUUUCUUUCUUUCUUUUCUUUCUUUACACAUAAUCAUCACCUCCUCUAUAUUAUCUUUCUUUCUUUCUUUCUUUCUUUCUUUCUUUCUUUCUUUUUCUUUCUUUUCUUUCUUUCUUUACACAUAUGA
Messenger RNA from Acanthosepion pharaonis, 1887 nucleotides. NCBI's taxonomy places the organism in Eukaryota, Metazoa, Mollusca, Cephalopoda, Sepiida, Sepiidae. The record is from the annotation of a GenBank genome assembly.